Messenger RNA from Acipenser ruthenus (sterlet), 2437 nucleotides. RefSeq names its product solute carrier family 35 member B1-like. The transcript has 9 exons. The record is from RefSeq and is a predicted model, not a curated record. Gene Ontology annotation, biological process: UDP-galactose transmembrane transport. Gene Ontology annotation, cellular component: Golgi membrane; endoplasmic reticulum membrane. The coding region runs from base 615 to 1604 and encodes 329 amino acids. Gene Ontology annotation, molecular function: UDP-glucose transmembrane transporter activity; UDP-galactose transmembrane transporter activity. NCBI's taxonomy places the organism in Eukaryota, Metazoa, Chordata, Actinopteri, Acipenseriformes, Acipenseridae.
UGAGCCGCCCCCCUCAGCGGGGUCCUACAACUGGGACUGUCGCGGCCUCCGAGUUCCAUCAGAGCGGAGAUCAGGAAGCUGACAGACUGAGAGCUCUUUGACAGCGCAGCGGGAUAGGAGGCUGUGGACAGGGACAGAAAAAAACGCGCCGGUGUGCGGGAUCUGAGAGGGAUCAGUAGAACGAAGAGCGGCUGUCCGCAGAGGUCGAGAGGGUAAAGAGGGCAGGAAACAACAGCUGUCACACCGGGAGAAAAAUCACAGAGCCCGGGGAGAAGAAGCUAGCGACUCGAUCCGACAGUAACGUGGUCAGAGAGCAGUGACUCCCCAUUAGAGAAACCAGCCACGCAGCCAGCCCAGCUACUUCAGAGGAGAUCUAUCUGGGAUCGGGGGCUGUUACUUUGCAGGAAGAGCGAGUGCGAGUGAACGGUGCUCGCGAUCAGGUGUGUAGGCAGCGGGAUCCAACCUGCGAGGCACCCCUUAGCCGGGGAUACAGCGCCACCAUUCAGGGACCAGCAGCAGGGAGAGUGGAGCGGGAGCCCGGGCUGAAGAUAGCGGGGAGAGGGGAUCCAGGGAGCGGAACUGUUACGAUAUCACUACCGGGCCUUGUGGAGAGUAUGGCUGCAGGGAAGGGAUCCGGGAAGACGUCCGAGCUGCAGAGCGAGCGACUCCGACUACUCGUCUGCUUUUUGGGGGUUUUCGUCUGUUAUUUUUAUUACGGCAUCCUGCAGGAGACGAUAACCCGAGGGGAUUAUGGGACGGGGGAGACGAAGGAGAAAUUCAAGUACGCCACCACCCUGGUGUUCAUUCAGUGUGUCAUCAAUGCGCUGUUCGCUAAACUACUUAUCCAGUUCUUUGAAAAGCCCAAGCCGGACCGCACUCGGAGCUGGCUCUAUGGAGUGUGUUCACUGUCCUACCUGGGGGCCAUGGUCUCCAGCAACUCUGCCCUUCAGUUUGUCAACUACCCCACACAGGUCCUGGGGAAGUCCUGUAAACCGAUCCCAGUGAUGAUUCUGGGGGUUACUAUCCUGCGUAAGAAGUACCCCAUGUCUAAGUACCUGUGUGUGUUGCUGAUCGUCGGUGGCGUGGCUCUGUUCAUGUACAAGCCCAAGAAAGGGCUGCCCGGUGCGGACGAACAUGCCUUCGGCUUCGGGGAGAUGCUGCUGCUGCUGUCCCUCACUCUGGAUGGGCUGACAGGCGUGGCUCAGGACCACAUGAGAGUGCACUUCCAAACCGGGUCCAAUCAGAUGAUGCUGAACAUUAACCUGUGGUCCAUGCUGGUGCUGGGAGCUGGUGUGCUCUGGACCGGAGAGGUGUGGGAAUUCCUGAGUUUCACCGACCGCUAUCCCAGCGUCCUCUACAACAUCAUGCUUUUUGGGCUAACAAGUGCACUCGGACAGAGCUUCAUCUUCAUGACCGUGGUGAGCUUUGGACCCCUCACCUGCUCCAUCAUCACCACCACCCGCAAGUUCUUCACCAUCCUGGGCUCCGUCCUGAUCUUCGGAAACUCCAUCAGCGGCAUGCAGUGGGUGGGCACGGCGCUCGUGUUCCUGGGCCUGGGUUUAGACGCCAAAUUUGGGAAAGGACCUAAAAAGACGACUCAAUAGAAUCUAGAAUCAGAACCCAGGGACUGUUUUAUUAAAAGCAAGGAUUCCUUUUCAACCCUUCCUCUGUCAUCAUGUCUAACUUUAACUGAACUAGUUUAGUUCAAUUAUCGUGUCUUUUUUUAAACAAAAGGGAAUAUACAUAUAUAUAUAUAUAUAUAUAUACACACACACACAGAGUAAUCCAUCGCGUAUCUGCCCGUCACAUAUCUGCCCCAACCGUUUUUCCGCCAUGAUCAAUCUCUUCAGCUACGUUAGUUUAUUAUUGAACAGAGAAGAUUAGUUGAGAGAUUGUAGAUCCUACCAAAGUUUUCGUAUACUGUGUUGUAUGUGCUCCGUGCGUUGCCAUUGCUGGUAGUGUCACGUGAGCUGUUCAGUGUGUUGAUAUGUAAAUAAAUCCUGUUCGCCUGCAGGGGGCGUAUCAACUUCAACCUCCGUCUCCUCUCCUGCCUGUCACUCAGCAGCGAAUGCAUGCACCGACAACGCAGACAGCUACUCUGUCAUAAGCAUUAAUACCCUGUAUCUUUCUAAACAAGGGAUUUAGGAGAGCUCCCUCAUACAAGCUGAAUCUCAAAACAAUAAUUGUGUGAGUAUAGUAAUUGUUACAGCUGUGUAUAAUGGAAUUUAAAACAGGAUUUAUUUAUCUGCCUUUUUACAUCUCUGCCCUUCCCCUGGUCCCAGCGCAGUCGGAUAUGAGAUGGAUUACUGUAUUACAAGUGUUCUGUGUAUCAUUGUUAGGCCUUAAAUAACUCCAGUGUUUGCCAGUGUGAGCUCUCAUCUGUAUCACGUCAGCCCGUGAUUUCAGGGCACAAACAAUUAAAGGAAUUUGUGGAAAA